AUGACUUUAAAUGACAUGUGGCAGUCUUUGAUUUCAACACUGGACAGAUGGAGUGAAGAAUUUUUAGUAAACGAAGAAUUUUUGUCAAUGCCACAAACCAUUCCAGGUGUUUCAAUGACUGAGCCUUUGGAUGAAGAAUUUAAAGAUAAUGACUACGAUACUGAGCCCGAAGAUGUUAUAAUGAAGGGUGAAGAAUUCAUUGGGUACAUUGGAUUUGGCCCGAAAGAACCUCUUCUCAAUUCCUUUAAUGAUUCGCUAAAGCUCCCAGAUACCCCGUUUCGACUACCAACUGCUAUUUUGGAAAAGCUUGAUUAUUAUAAUGAUUCGGAAUCUCGUCUUGAUUCUGAUGAUUUUGAUGAUUCUGAUGAGUCAGAUAGAGUAACUCCACCUACAAAACCACUUACACAAGCUGAAAAGCAUUUUCAGAAACAACAAGAAGCUAUGGCUAUUCAUAUCAAGUUUCGCCAGCUACUCCAUGUUCGUUUUAAUGAGUUAGAUAAUUUACGCCAGCAUGCUGUUUUAGCUUCAGAUGACCCUCUUUAUGAAGUUUCACAGCAAGCGAAUGAUGCAAUCAAGCAACGGUUUGAGGAAAUUUGUGAAUUUUUAGAGACCUAUCAUAAUCAAGGAUGCUCUUCAAAACAUAAGGGAGAGACUUUUCAAUCUUACACUUUAUCACUUGCAGAGUAUCUCAGCAAACAAAAGAACAAAAAUUUAAGUUUCAAGGAAGCUCUUGAAAGGGCAAGCCAUCAUUAUGGGCAACAAGCUACGGAUCUUUUUGAAACUUUAUUGAGAGACUUGAGAGACUUGAUUGCUGCACACACUUUGUCAAUGCAAGAACUUUAUGGUCUCCCUUUUUAUCAGGGAUCGCUUUAUCGCAAAAUAUUUUUUUGUCCAAACCGGUGUACAGCGUUUACAUACAACCCGAAAUUGGAAUAUACUAAAAAAUGGAUUGAACCUCAAGUUACUAAACCGCAUUGUCCACACUGCGACUCUUCAUUCAGCGAUAAGUGUUACUUUUGGUAUUUUUCAAUUCGUGAAGAUAUUAGACUGGCAUUUCAAAAAACUUCUCUACGGAAAGUAAUGUCUAAAACAUUUAUUUUGGGAAACACCUCAAAAGAUGAGUACAACUCAUUUUAUACUGGAGAAUUAUACAAGACACUUGUGAAAAUCCCUAGAACGACUGAAAAUGAGACUGGCAAUAAAAUGUUUUUUGAGGAGGAAUAUGAGUUUCCAAUUUUAUUGCAAAUUACCAAGAUGAAGCUUCCCAACGUUUCUGGAGAAUUUAUGGUACUUCAGGCCAUCAAUUUAGCUUUACCAGAAGACGAAAGAACAAAACCACAUAAUACAGUUAACCUUUGCUGCUUUCCAUGCACCAAGAUGAAAUCUAAAAGUUCAGUCCCUUUUGAUAUUAAUUCGUUUCUGCGACCAAUAAUUGAAGAUUUUAAAGCGGCAAGUUCUGACGGCUUUGAUGUUACUUACAAGGACUCUGAAAACAACACUGUAACUGAAAGAGUUUUUUGUCAUUUAGUUGCGGUGGUUGGAGAUGCUUCUAUCAUUAACAGAUGCCUUUGUUUUAACAAGCCCAGUGGUAAAUUUCCUUGUCAUUUUUGCUUGACUAAUCAAUUCGAAAUUAAUGGAUACAAUGCCUUCACUUCGUUUACUAAUCGCCCCGAAAACUAUAAUCCAGCAAUACGAGACAAUUUGUAUCUUCACAAAGCCAAAAUGCAUGCUUACCUUCACCUUGAAGAUUUUGUCGAAAAAAGGGAAGAAUUAAAUACUGAUUCGGAAAAGAGAAAGAUUUCCAAGCGUGUUUUAAACAAACACGGAAUCAAAAAUUGGUCUGCUUUUUUUGAUCUUAAAUCUAUAAUUCUUGAACAUUCAUUCCCUCUAGACACAAUGGAUGUUUUAUAUCGACAUGUUUUUUCGACAAUUGAAAAAUCACUUUUGCAGACAACCGAAAAGAACAACACUUUUGCUCUUAAGGCCAAUGAUUUGAAGAUGUUUAAAGAACUUUUUGAAGGUUUUAGUUCCCUUCCUUCAAAAUGGAUUGGACCUUCUUAUUCUCCUAGAGUGAUGCUAGAAACACAAGGAAAUUUGCCUUACUCUGAAUUACGUCCUCGUCGAGCGAUUGACCUUUAUUUACCAAUCAUUUUUUACAGCUCUCUUGAAAAGCCGGUAAUUGAGGUUUUCACUGAACUUUUAAUGUUUAUAAAAGUAACAUCCUCACAAUCUUUCAGUUAUUCCAUGGUUGAGGGACUUCAAUUAUCAGCCAAAAAACUUGUUAGAAAGCUUGAGCAAGUUUUUAUUGAGGGCGCCAUAAAAGGCUACGAAAGUGCUGACGAAAUUUGCAAUAGUUCUGAACGAAGCUCUUCAAACACUAAAACUUCAUCACUCGAGAUACCUGCACAAACAGUUUUAUAUACCCCUUCUCUGGAUAUACAACUUGAUUCCUGGGUUAAGACAAACUUUCCAGAUAUUCAAUUAGAUUACAUUAAAGACGCUUUGACGAAUCUCAAUCAGGCUUAUUUUCUCAACACUGCGCCUUACUCAAGGGAUAAAACGGAAAGCUAUUCUCUGAUUGGUGAGCCGUCGAAAGUUUAUAAAAAUUUGACUCUUGAGCUCCAUCAAAUGUUGCAUAUUGCCCAAAGCAUUAAAAGCCUGGGGGCUCCAAAUCAGUACUGGGAUUAUCCAUUAAGGAAAACUUUAAUUAAUCUUAGACAGAAAUUCAGUAAAGGGUAUUACCCUACAAUUUCUAUUUCCAAUAUCUUUUUCGAGGAAAAAAUUACAAAACAGUUGGAGAGAAAUUCUAACUUGAUUUGUGACUUUGGAGACCACAAUGUUGAAAAAAACUCUUAUACUCUUGAAAGUCUCUAUAUUGGUGACACGAACAAAGGUACCGAAAUGGAAAGCGUUUUGACGGCGUUUUUGCAAAAAUUUGACAAAAAACUUAACAGCAAAAACGUUUUCUAUGAGUACUACAAAAACUUUGAGUUUAAGAACCUUGAAUUGAGUGCGGUUUAUGAUCCUUAUCCCGAGACUGAUGUCACAGAAGAUCUUUCUAAUUCACGUACUAACUUUGUUCGUUUGAAGCACGACUAUGAAAAUGGCCAGUUUGCAUAUGCCCAAUUUUUGGGCUUAAUAUCCUUUAAGCCCUCUAACUCUAAGCACAUGAUUCCCGAACAUUUUGCAGAGUUUUCUACCGAAAAAACAUAUACAUUCAUACAGAGAAUUAAAAAUGAUUGCAUUUACUCUGAAGAUAUUCAGCCAAAGUUUUUGCACCUUAGACUCGACAAUCCCAAUGAUAAAUAUACUCUAGGACAGUAUGUUUUCGAGAAUACUAUUUCGUUGAAACCCAUUGAAAUUGUUGAGCUUUCUACUAUUAGAAACCCCAUAUACAUGCUCAAAUAUUCUCAGAUGAAUGAUAUGUUGGGUAAACUUUCAACCGCUUACCGACUGAUUGAUACCAGCUUGUGUUUUUACAUUGUUGAACAGAAAUUUGGACGGGAGUUUUACACCCCAAUUGAACAAUCAGUAGAUGAAGAAGAGUAUAACCGGACUUGA
Messenger RNA from Magnusiomyces paraingens, 3561 nucleotides. RefSeq lists its product as uncharacterized. The transcript is spliced from 3 exons. The coding region runs from base 1 to 3561 and encodes 1186 amino acids. Lineage: Eukaryota; Fungi; Ascomycota; Dipodascomycetes; Dipodascales; Dipodascaceae. The record is from RefSeq and is a predicted model, not a curated record.